Xiphophorus hellerii (green swordtail) is the source of this 3955-nucleotide messenger RNA. RefSeq lists its product as uncharacterized. The transcript has 13 exons. The coding region runs from base 153 to 1094 and encodes 313 amino acids. The record is from RefSeq and is a predicted model, not a curated record. NCBI's taxonomy places the organism in Eukaryota, Metazoa, Chordata, Actinopteri, Cyprinodontiformes, Poeciliidae.
CUUCCCUGUUAUACGGCUGAGACUUUACUCCGUUUGUUGUUUAAGAGCCACAGGACAGAUGAAUAAAGACAAAUAGAUUCAACUUUUUUGUAUUUUUAAUACUUUUUCUGACACACUUUUCCUCCUGUGGAUUUUAACCCCUCAGGGUCACCAUGGUAAACCACAACCCACCCAGGAUUAUACUGAUGUUUGUCGGAUUAUUUACCUUAUUUCCUGCAAUUACUUUAAACUUUCUUUCAGGCUUUGGAGAUUAUUCAGGUGUCUUCAGGCAGCGUACAGAAGAUGUCUCACUCAAGUACAUAACAUCUGUAACUCCUGCUCAGUGGACGUUUUUCGUGUGGGAUUUCAUUUACUUUUGGUUUUUUGCCAUGUUUGUGUACUUGUUGGCUGGACUUUGUAGAAGGAGUACAUAUGAGUGGAUGUAUACCACACCUGCAGUGUUGCCUUAUGGGUUUCAUGUCAGCAUCAUCAUUUACCUUAGCUUGAACAUCACCUGGCUCUUUCUGUAUGACAGAGAGAUGCUGCUCCCAGUGCUCAUAACCGCAGCUCUAAUGACACUAACUGAUUACAUGAUGCUAUUUUUCUCCUGCCAUGGGCUAAAGAUUUAUGGUGCCUGGCUGAGCAAACAUCGCAACGCAGACCUCUGGAUGUUCAGGAUAUUGGUACAAAAUGGAGUGGCAGUGUAUGCCACUUGGGGGACACUCUCCACUUUGCUGAACCUGACAAUCUACUUGCAGCAUCAGACGGAAGCAUCUCGAUAUCACUGCACAAUGUUGUCACUGCUGCUGCUCCUGAUGGAGCUGUUAGUGUGGUUUCUGUUGGAGAACUUCUAUCUUGAUAAGCACCUACGCUAUACUGUGACCAUCUACCCUGUAGUUAUCCUGUGGCUGACAGGCAUCCUAGACAACAAUGCAUCUCCUGGUACCAAUUUGUACAUCCUUGAAGUUUUGAUCCUGGUGAUUGCCUGUGUCCUGCUUGUUGUUCGCAUCAUCCUGGUGGCGUGGAGGCAUCACAAACAACCUCUUUACACGGACAAUGAACUCAGUUUGACUCCAGUGGAAAUAUCGUUGUCACAACCCAAUCUUUUCCUAUGAAUACUUUCCUGUAAUGAUGAUAAAAUAUUACAUGUACAUAGAAAGAAGAAUUUUUACAUCAUGAAUGCUUAGGAUGUCAUUCCACUUUCUUAAGAAAACGUGAAACAUCAUGCAUACCUUAGACUGCUGGAGAUAGACACCAGUCUCCCUGAAAAACUGAAAGAAUAAGCAGAUUUGGACAAUGGAAGGAUGUAUACCUCUUGGAAAAGUGUUGUACAAUGUUGUUUGUUUAUAAAUGACAACAACAAUAUAACUUUUGAAUACACUGGAAUAACUUAUGGGAAAUAAAUUACAAUACAUUGAGGAGUGGAGUGUACUCUGCAAGCAUGCUUUUUUGCAACAGUUAGAAAAUUGAAGCUACAAGUGGCAUCACCAAGUCAUGAUAAUGAAACUGGGUUUCUACUGAUUUUUUUACUCUGUUUCAUGUGUAUGAAAUAUUUUCUAUCUUAUCAUAUCAAACAUACAUGGGUGGAGUUUACUGAACAGCACUAGGGACCAUGUGUUCUCAGAUCAGACUAAAAUAUUGAUUGGCACCGCCAUUUUCUGCAGUGAGGACCCUGUGUGUGACACAAUUAGGUUAAAGGACAAAAAGCCAAGUUAUUUACACAAUAACCUGGAACUAACAUAGUUCUACGUGAUACACAUUCCAUAUUGUAUGUUCUAUAUCAAAAAAUAGCAAUAUCCACUAAAAUUAGAAUAUGAAAGAAAAACAAAACAUGCAUUUUUUUAAUUAAUAAAACUCUAUAUUGUCCACUUAAGCUAGUUUUCAACAUAAAUUCCAAAAAAUGUCUUGAUUUUUGUCACCUACGUCCAUAAGGGAUUUUAUUUUUGGUCAUGGAACAUAAUAUAUUUAUAUUCUUGAAUUUUCAUUUUGCCCACAGGUUGCAUUAACAUUGUUAAUACAAAUAAAAUUCAUAGGUGGAAAUCAUUGAACUUGCUUAGGAAAACCUCUGAAGAUAAAAUCCAGAUAACUAUAUAGUUUUGUAAUGAUUUAAUCACCAGAGGAAGCAUACACCGUGUCAUUACACUCCAUGUGGGUUCAGAACUUCUGUAAACAAAAAGUGACAUGUAGGUUUAAAGUCAAGAACCUGAAGUGCUUCAUUGACAGCUGAGAGCAAGUCAUAUUUCAUAAGAUCAUAGAAGUCAUGUACAUGAAUGAAAAGGGGCAGCUAAUAAUUUUGACACUAUUAAACUUUAUUCUUGCUGGGAGUUAAAUGUAUGGCUAAGAGAACAAUAAGUUGUUAGAGGUGUUUUUAUUAGUUUUGUAAUAAAUGUUUAAUUAAAAAUAACUAUAUUUUUUCUCCUUGGAGAAAUUCUAUUUAUGGAUCCAGUAGUUGGACUCAAUAACCAAGCUGUUACAACAUGUCAUGGAAAAGUAAUCAGAGCAAGAUCAUAAAAUUUCUCAGCAAAAGCCAAGUUCCAAAGUCCCAUGAACAAGAUAAUAGUACUAAUGCGUUGUCUUCAGAAUCUCCCCUCUGUAGUCGAUCGUACAACGACUUCCAUCAUGUUUCCCCGGAACGAAAAUACUGGUUUCCAUUUAGCGAUGCACGCUGGCAGCAUCUUUCUUGCAAUCAUCACUCAGAUAAUCUCAGAAGUCUUUUUUUACCUGGCGAAGGAAGACAAAGUGCCCAAUGCUGUUUUUCAGACUUCAUCCUGGAAUGUGUCCAAGACUUUCUCCCUAGAGUUGACGAUGGACUCGUGGUCUGAGAACUUCUGGAUCUGGAUUGAUCUGUGGUCUAAAAUGUGGCUUGUUUAUGCAGCUGUGAGCCUCUUCAGAAGAAAUGUACUCGGCCCCCAGUCGUGCAAUCCUGAAAUCCACCCUCCCAAAUUCUUUCUGAUGUGGACUAUCAUAAAUAUUACAAGAGUGUGUAGCAUGCCUAUGUGGGAUAGACACUAUAUCCUACCAGCAGUGUUGUCUAGGUGGAUUUUACCACUUCACAGCUUCUACAUGCUUUUCCUUUCCUACUCCAACCUGAACAAGCAUAAAGCCUGGCUGGCAAUCAACAACCCUGGUGUGAUUCCAUGGACACGUUAUCUGACACAGAAUGGAUUAGCUGUGUUUGCCUGGUGGUCUCUCUUUCAUUCUGUGGUGGGCUUUGGCAUAGUGCUUAAAUAUUAUGCCGGUGUGCAGGACCGAGUGGCCAGUGCCACUGUCCUUUUCAUCAUCUCCGUGUUCAUUAUUACAUGGUUCAUCCUUCAGAACUUCUUCUUGAUCAAGUACAUGUGGCAUACAUUCAGCAUUUAUGCCAUCCUCAUUCUGGGACUGGGUGCAAUGUUCACCAGCAGCUACUCUGUCCAGAAUUUUUCCAUAAACACCGCCUUCUGUGGAGUCCUUAUGCUUCUGAUAACCAUCAUGAGCUUCAUCCAUUUGUUCUCUGCAUGUCUGGAGAAGUCCCACAAGCCUGUUGCUGCAGAGCUGAGACUUGAAGGCUGUGAGACCGUGUGCAAACCAGAAGGGAAUAUUAAAGCCAAACUAGAGAACUGAGUUGAAUUGCAAAAAAAAAAGAGACCAUCAUUUGAUAAAUAGAUUUAUUUAAAAGAACACAAUAAUUAAUUCCGUUGUGUGUCUGAACAAACCUUGUGUACUGACCUCAUUCGCUGAAAAUUUUUAAGUGUGUGGUAUACAUCAUUCACCAAAAGGUGGCAGCAAACGCUUAGAUUAAAAUUGAGAAAUUUAAACUGGAGCUGCACCAGGAGAUGGCACAAUGAUGCAAGCCUUGCAUUUAACAUGCAUAAGGAAAAACUGUUUCUAAAUUAAAAGAAUCAAUACUGGCCUUCUACAGAUGUUAAUUUUAUUAACCUAUGUGGCUUGAAUUGUGCUGCAUUGUAAACUCUCAAAAUAAACGGAGUAAAGCUUAAAA